This is a messenger RNA of Coffea arabica (coffee), 3366 nucleotides long. Its product is annotated as potassium transporter 7-like. Gene Ontology annotation, cellular component: plant-type vacuole; vacuolar membrane. Lineage: Eukaryota; Viridiplantae; Streptophyta; Magnoliopsida; Gentianales; Rubiaceae. Gene Ontology annotation, molecular function: potassium ion transmembrane transporter activity. The record is from RefSeq and is a predicted model, not a curated record. Gene Ontology annotation, biological process: potassium ion transmembrane transport.
GAUACGGUUCGGACCUCCCCCCGCCCCGGUUCUGCCUCCAACUCUCCCACUCCAGCCGUUAAUCAAAGUCGUUGAUGAAACUUCAUCCCUCACCCGGAGGGAGAUUUGUCAAUACCCGCCCUGUCACCUUUCCUUUUAGUGCUUCUCUAUGUAUAUCACACACAAGAUCCAGAGCACAACCAAAAUUUUACGAAUAAAAUCCGCGAAAAAAAAAUCCCCUGCUUCUUCCCCCAGGUUGGGGUAAAUUCGGCAUCGGAUUAAUUCAAUGGAGGGAUCGGAGAGAGAGAACGGAGGGCAAUUAUCGUCGAUGGAUUCGGAGUCGCGGUGGGUGUUUCAGGACGACGAGGACGACGAGGAGGCAUCGGCGAUCGGAUAUGGCGAAGGCGACGAUGAAAAUGACGAUGCUGAUGGCUUAUUGUCGCCACGCAAUGGCACGAUGGACUCCGACGACGAUGAUAAUGAUAAUGCCGAGCAGCGGUUGAUUCGGACGGGGCCGAGGAUUGAUUCCUUUGACGUUGAAGCUCUUGAAGUACCUGGCGCUCACAGAAAUGAUUUUGAGGAAAUCACUGUGGGCAGGAAAUUUUUGCUGGCCUUUCAGACACUGGGUAUUGUUUUUGGUGAUGUGGGGACAAGCCCAUUAUACACCUUCAGCGUAAUGUUCAGCAAGGCCCCUGUCAAUGGAAAUGAAGAUGUUCUUGGUGCACUUUCUCUGGUAUUGUACACCUUGAUCCUGGUCCCACUGAUCAAGUAUGUCCUUAUUGUUCUCUGGGCCAAUGACGAUGGUGAAGGUGGUACAUUUGCAUUGUACUCAUUGAUAUGUAGGCAUGCUAAGGUUAGUCUUCUUCCGAAUCAGCUUCCUUCAGAUGCUCGUAUAUCAAGCUUCAGGCUGAAGGUGCCAUCUGCUGAACUUGAGAGGUCACUGAAAAUAAAGGAGAGGCUUGAAACUUCUUUGACUCUGAAAAAGCUGCUUCUGAUGUUAGUGCUUGCUGGUACUUCUAUGGUGAUAGCUGAUGGUGUUGUUACACCUGCAAUGUCAGUAACGUCUGCUGUUGGUGGCUUGAAGGUCGGUGUUUCUGGGAUAAAGCAAGAUGAAGUGGUGAUGAUCUCUGUCGCAUUUCUUGUAAUUCUGUUCAGUGUUCAGAAGUAUGGUACAAGUAAAGUUGGGAUUGUCGUUGGUCCUACCUUGUUCGUAUGGUUUUGUUCUCUUGCGGGUAUUGGCAUCUACAACCUUUUGAAGUAUGAUACAGGUGUUCUGAGGGCAUUCAACCCAAUUCACAUCUAUUAUUUCUUCAAACGUAACUCGACUAAGGCAUGGUAUUCUCUCGGAGGCUGUCUUCUUUGUGUCACAGGUUCAGAGGCAAUGUUUGCGGAUCUGUGCUACUUCUCUGUUAGAUCAGUUCAGCUCACUUUUGUGUUUGUUGUACUGCCUUGCCUUCUUUUGGGUUACCUGGGUCAAGCUGCCUACCUUAUGGAGAAUCAUGAUGAUACUACACAAGCUUUCUUCUCUUCUGUUCCAAGUGGGGCUUUCUGGCCAGUUUUGCUCAUUUCUAAUAUUGCUGCAUUGAUUGCCAGUAGGACAAUGACAACAGCGACUUUCUCUUGUAUCAAGCAAUCAACAGCACUUGGUUGCUUUCCUCGCCUGAAAAUUGUUCAUACAUCUCGAAAAUUCAUGGGCCAGAUUUAUAUCCCAGUUAUGAACUGGUUCCUCCUGUUUUUCUCAUUGGUGCUGGUCUGCACAAUCUCAAGUAUUUAUGAGAUCGGAAAUGCAUAUGGCAUUGCUGAGCUAGGAGUGAUGAUGAUGACUACAAUUCUAGUUACCCUUGUUAUGCUUCUGAUAUGGCAGAUAAACAUCAUCAUUGUGCUGAGCUUUGCUUGUAUCUUUUUGGGAUUGGAAUUGACAUUUUUUUCAUCAGUUUUAUGGAGUGUGGGUGACGGAAGUUGGAUCAUAUUAUUGUUUGCAAUUGUCAUCUUCUUAAUAAUGUACAUCUGGAAUUAUGGGAGCAAACUAAAGUAUGAAACUGAGGUCAAGCAGAAGAUGUCAAUGGAUUUGUUGCGGCAACUGGGUCCUAACCUUGGAACUGUCCGGGCUCCUGGUAUUGGUUUGCUUUACAAUGAGCUGGCAAAGGGCAUACCAGCAAUAUUUGGACAUUUCCUCACCACACUUCCUGCUGUGCAUUCCAUGAUCAUCUUCGUGUGCAUAAAGUAUGUUCCGGUUCCUGUAGUUCCCCAAAGUGAAAGAUUUCUGUUCCGUCGAGUCUGCCCUAAAAGCUUCCACAUAUUCCGCUGUGUUGCCCGAUAUGGCUACAAAGAUGUUCGGAAAGAAAAUCACCAGACAUUUGAGCAGCUGCUAAUUGAAAGUCUUGAAAAAUUUAUUCGUCGGGAAGCUCAGGAACGGUCGUUAGAGAGUGAUGGUGAUGGUGAUUCAGAUUCUGAAGAAGAGCACUCUUUCUCAAGGGUUCUUAUAGCUCCAAAUGGAAGUGUCUAUUCACUUGGUGUUCCUCUCUUGACUGAGUUCAGGGAUGCAAGCAAGUCUAGUGCGCAAGCAAGCACGUCAGAAGAGGUCAAGCCUGAGUCUUCUUCUAGUCCAACUUUGUCUGACGCUGAACAGAGUCUUGAGAAGGAGCUGUCAUUCAUACGCAAAGCCAAAGAAUCUGGGGUUGUUUAUCUUCUUGGUCAUGGAGAUAUUAGGGCAAGGAAAGAUUCCUGGUUCAUAAAGAAGCUGGUCAUAAAUUACUUUUAUGCUUUCUUGAGAAAAAACUGCAGGAGGGGGAUUGCAAACUUGAGCGUGUCACAUUCACAUUUGAUACAGGUUGGCAUGACUUACAUGGUGUGAAGUUUCUUGAUACGGGCUGCACUCUGAAAAAAAAUCUUACCUAGAUCACUAUGGCACCAAUAAUUUGGCCAGGCCGGUUGAUUGUUAGAAGUUCGGUGAGGGAUGGUGCAUUUAUCAUUUGAGGGAGCUUGAUCCUUAAACGUGAAGAAUUUUGCAUGCUGUCUGCUGGGUUGGGGCUGAACUUCUGCAUCAGAUAAUUUCGGUGUUCUGAUACAGUUACCGCGAAAUUUUGCAAUUAUUUUUAUGACUUGAACUCCCAUUCCCGUUAUAGUCUCCAUACCUUCAGGAGUCGCACAGAGUGAACAUACCGUGGCAGUCACUGGAGCUAUGUGAAUUUGAUGAUAUUUCACUAAUGUGGAAAAGCUGCUCGCUUAUUGUGUAACAUUGGGAUUGCUUAAUGUACAUCAUAUGAAUCUUCGACACAUGCAUAUUUAGUUGUGCUAAUGAAAAUAUUGCUACUGAUAUUGAUUGCCCGAUUUCACCUGAUUCCUGGGUGAUUGGCUUUGUUGCCUGCAUAUACUUUAAAUUUCCCC